This is a messenger RNA of Ylistrum balloti, 1281 nucleotides long. Its product is annotated as QRFP-like peptide receptor. Gene Ontology annotation, cellular component: membrane. Lineage: Eukaryota; Metazoa; Mollusca; Bivalvia; Pectinida; Pectinidae. The transcript is spliced from 6 exons. Gene Ontology annotation, molecular function: neuropeptide Y receptor activity. The coding region runs from base 1 to 1281 and encodes 426 amino acids. Gene Ontology annotation, biological process: G protein-coupled receptor signaling pathway. The record is from RefSeq and is a predicted model, not a curated record.
AUGGCACUUAUUAAUGGUUCUACCGAUGGAUGUUUGAAUUGUAACCUGUCCACUUUGUCCGAGGUUUACGUGGAUGCUACCGCAAAUUCGUUAAAUACAUCAACAUUUUACACAUAUGAUUACGACUACACUGAUUACUCUCUUCCUCUUCAGGAGGUCAUACCUGUUGCCCUGGUCUACGGGGCGACUUUAGUGUUGGGAAUCGUGGGAAAUAUUCUGGUGAUCUUUUCUGUGACUCGUUUUCAAAGACUGAAAACGAUCACAAACACAUUCCUUGUCAGUUUGGCAUCCGCCGACCUCCUAGUUAUCAUCGUUUGUGUCCCGACAAAGUUUGCGGCAUUCUUCACUUUUACGUGGCGUCUUGGUGAAGUGAUGUGUAAGGCAGUACACUACGUCCAGAAUGUCUCCGCCAUCUGCUCCGUCACCACGCUUACCGCCAUGAGUUUAGAGAGGUACUAUGCCAUCAUCCAUCCUGUUCGAGCCAAGUACGUCUGUACAGUCGGGAGGGCAAAGCGGCUUAUAUGCAUUUUGUGGGUAGCGGCGUUCGUGCUUGCGUCACCAAUCAUCAUUGGCCGGGAACACAUCGAGGUUCAAGGGAUAUACAGAAAAGCGACAUGGUGUAAGAAAAACUUCCACUCCGCCGGCGUGUCCAUCCUUUAUGAAAUCUUCAUGCUGCUUAUAAUCCUUAUUAUUCCCGUCGGGGUAAUGUCUUUUGCUUACCUCAACAUAUGUAAGGAACUGUGGAAUAUCGCUACCCAACAACACUGUCCCUGUCCAUCAAAAGGCGACCUUAACAAGACAAACUCCGGCUCUAACGAUAUGGUAACAAUAACUACACCAAGAAAAUCCAAAGACGACAACAAGAGCAAGAAACAGGUAAUUAAAAUGCUGGUUGCUAUCAUCAUCAUUUUUAUCAUUUGUUGGGCGCCCUUACUCAUCAACAAUGUUCUGGUAGGAUUCAAGCUGCUGCCUGAUCUGAAUAUCGACCAUCACAAACACAUUCGUGAAGCUCUCCACAUCAUGGCCUAUUCCAAUAGUUGUGUCAAUCCCGUAGUAUACACAUUCAUGUCACGAAACUUCAAGGAAACAUUCAAACAAACUCUGUGCGGUUGUCUGCGCAAGUCCAGGCGAUACAGGAAGAACACUUUGGAGGCGGGAACUUCCUUUCACAAUGGUAAAACCUAUAACACCACACUUAAUGGAGAUUCAAGCGUGAUCGUGAACAGGAACGCAGUGGAGCUGUCAAGUUGUCAGUACGGAACCAAUGCUGAACCUGUGUAA